AUGCUAUUGUUAAUUAGUUUUGCGAAACACUCAAACAAAAUAAACAUGUCCGCCUACAUGAUGCGUCUCCUUUGCCUGGCCGCCUGCUGCCUAACCAUCACAAUGGCCUACAAGCCCUCGAAUUAUGGCCGUCAGUCCUAUGCCGAUAUUGUCAAGCCCUACGAGACAGCUGAGGCUCAGGCCGCCGCCUUGACCAAUGCUGCCGGAGCAGCGGCUUCUGCUGCCAAAUUGGAUGCUGCCAAUUGGUAUGAGCUCAACCGUUAUGGCUGGGAGCAGGGCAAACCAUUGUUGGUCAAGCCAUACGGCCCAUUGGACAAACUCUAUGCUGCUGCUUUGCCACCACGCUCCUUCGUUGCUGAGAUCGAUCCCGUCUUCAAGAAGAGCCACUAUGGUGGUGCCUAUGGCGAGAAAUCCGCCAUUCUGCAAACUGGCUCCAAAUUGGCAGCUGCUGCUGUUUAAAUUCAAUCAGCUAACUGUGUUCUCUCCGUCUGUUCUUGUUACAGUUUCAAGACUCUUAAUAAAUAGUGAUAGUUUAAAGUGAAA
Messenger RNA from Drosophila willistoni, 543 nucleotides. It is a transcript of the gene Cp16, whose product is annotated as chorion protein S16. Gene Ontology annotation, cellular component: egg chorion. Bases 1 to 459 code for a protein of 152 amino acids. Lineage: Eukaryota; Metazoa; Arthropoda; Insecta; Diptera; Drosophilidae. The transcript has 2 exons. The record is from RefSeq and is a predicted model, not a curated record. Gene Ontology annotation, biological process: multicellular organism development.